This is a messenger RNA of Daldinia vernicosa, 954 nucleotides long. RefSeq lists its product as uncharacterized. The record is from RefSeq and is a predicted model, not a curated record. Bases 206 to 478 code for a protein of 90 amino acids. NCBI's taxonomy places the organism in Eukaryota, Fungi, Ascomycota, Sordariomycetes, Xylariales, Hypoxylaceae. The transcript has a single exon. Gene Ontology annotation, cellular component: MIS12/MIND type complex.
CUCCCCUAGACAAGCCGGAUACCGCCGGAUUAGUAGUUGGGUCGGUGACGACCAGCGAAUCCCCGGUGUUGUACGUUUUUCUUUUUCUUCUUUUUUCUUCUUUUUUUCGUCUUUCCGUCAAACUUAUUAUUUAUCUUAUUUUAUCUUGGAUUUCUCUUUUAUUCUAUUUAUUGAUGAAACAUUAGCUAACUCGCAAAGACCGCACAUGCUCCCUCCGGAUCAGAUUUUAGCAGCCCAUCUGGCGCCGCAUCUGGCGCAACAACAAUCGCAACUCAACGCAAAACUACAAACAGUACAAGCGCAUAACGCAAAGCUGUUCAGCGAUAUCCAAAGGCAGCGCGCCGAGAUGCAGUCUCUCAUGACGCUCUUGCAGAAGGUUUUCGAAGACAUCGACGGUGCUAACAGCCAGAUGGAUGAUGUUGUAGAUGACCUUGCCAAAGAGACGAGGGCGGUGGAAGCCGAGAUGGCCGAGCCGUGAAAAAGCAUAGUUUCUUAUGUUCUGAGCCUACGAGUCCUGAGGGGUGGGAAGAUGAUGCAUAGACACGGUGUUCCGGCGUAUAGGGCGACUGGUCUGGUUUAUACCGCAUUGAACUGACCAGAAUUUUGGGUCCCUGAUGCAUAAUCGCUAUGCUUUAUGUACGCGAGAUAUUGUUUUACGAUUAUUAGCCCCAAACUCGGUAUAUUUCUCAUGUUUGCAGACUUGUCUAUUAGAGCUGAUAUUACGACCUCGUUUCUUGUAAUUGCAUCUUUAUCCUUCGGCAUUCUUAGGAACGUCUGUCCUGUCUAUUUUAUACAAGGUACAUACGUACAUAUACAUCGCCAUAGAUCGUAGGUAUUCCAAUAUGACAAAAUAGAUGCGGCUGGACGCGUAUACGCGCUCGAGGCAAAGGAGGGCAGCUGACGGGGGGAUCUGCGUAAUUUCGGCAGCCCGCGUAUUGCGGCAUGCAACGAGAC